GAUUAAGAGUUACGAUGACGAAGUCCACUCAAAACAAACUGGUGUGAAAUUCAUCACUACAAAGGACAACACAGAAAAACAUUUUACAAUGCAAGUUUACAAAAUAGUUCAUUGUUUGACUUUAAAAUACUGCAUCCAUAAUACUGUAUUUCUUUUUAAUGAUGUUGUACAAAAACCCUUUUGAUUCAGAGCAAUGAAAGCAUAUCUCAAGAUAAUCUUACGAUACGAUGGACUUCUUUUCUUCUCUUAAUAAGAGAACUUGAUGAAAUAUCCCUUACAUCUCCAUCGUGUUUUCCUUUCAAGAGAGGAUGUCAAAUAGAAGUUCCAAACUUAACAGAAAGUGGGCAACUGUAUAAGGAAGUUCAGCAGUCUACAACAGAGAUGUCCUACUCACUUGACUUUUUUCCUUUGGUUUUGCAAAACACAGGUCAUGUCUGUGAUCAUACAGGUCUACCCAUAACGGUGUAAAAAACGUUCUUAGAAAAUAAGGGACUUUACAACUCAAACAAACAAUUAACAUUCAUUUAUUUAUUUAUAAAUAAAGGGACUUUGCAACGCCAGCAACAUUAACAACCAUCUGCCACGGUACAGCCAACAAACUUCAGAUAACACAGUUUAAUGAAACUGUACAGUACUCAGAGGUUUCACUACUACUAUUUUGCUUUGAAAAGCUGAACUAUACUUCCCCAACCAUCCAGAUGUACCGAAUUUUUGAAAAUAAGCCGAUAACCACGUAACUGUCCAGUCAUUUACUGGAAUUCUCAUUACAAUCGCGAUCUCGAGUAAUACGCUCCAAAUUGCUAACAACAUACAUAAAACAAUAAAACAAAACACGCGUACCUCACUCUUCACCUCUGAACAUUUUUUAUAACCACUAACAAAAACGACUCCCAUUAUAAUAGAAAAAAAAAAAAAAAAAACAUGCCACAUAAUGCAAAUGCACACCUGCUUGGGCGAUGCAGUGCAUGGUACAUUCUAAUUCCCUCGCCUCAGUUAUCACGCCUUCAAUGUUCGACAGGACAAAUACCCUGGAAGUUGCAAAGUUUUCUUGUAGCAAUUUUAACAUCACCCUAUCUGCACAUGCUAUCACAAGAACAUUCUCUAACCACUACCACAUUCUAGCAGCAUUUCCAAAUGAAAUAAAUAUAACACAUUUCACGUGGGUUUGGCAAGGUAAAGGUCAACUUCUCUGUGCUGCCCCCAACAAAAUAAAAUAUUAUUUUUCAACCUAUUAAAGAAGUUGCUGUCUCUUUUCACACUAAAUAAAUGUAUCCAAUGCCCCAGACGUCAAAAAUCUCCAGGAAUACGCACUUUACAGUCUACAUAAAUGCAUGUCUACAUAAGACCCUUCACCUUUUCCAGUUCCCUUAUGACCGACUAAGGCAAAAAGGAAACGACGCACUUUACAAUAUGAAUGAUUUCAUCACUCUCCAGUAGCAAUCCACAAAGUUAAUCAGUAUAACCAAUCGUUGAGUAGAAGAGAGGCAGGAUUUCCUCCUUGUGAUGUCACCCUUCCCCCUUCUGGCUAGAAGCCCCACCUUUUGUGUUUCCCGCACCGUCAAUCAAAAUAGAAAAAAUCGACUGGUAUCGCCGUUCGCAGCCCGCCUUUGAAUACAAUAAUCAUGUUAAGCGUCUAAAUAAAUCAAGAUUGUUCUGAUUUUGCUAACAUAUUAUGACUGCUCCAGAAAAGCCAGUGAAACAAGAGGAAAUGGCUGCCUUAGACGUGGACAGCAGUCAGACUGAGUAUCUGCAGCACGGCAACGGCGCUGGCGCCCAGGUAAAAUCUUUUUGUUCUGUAAUCCCUUGUCCCUUUUGGUUUGUUAGAAAUUUGCUUUUAGAUAUACGUAUAAAGCAAGAAGAACCUGAUCCUGAAGAGUGGCAGCUUAGUGGAGAUUCAACUGUAAGCAGCGGUAAUUUGACCCAUUUGAGAGUACAAGUUGUGGACGAAGAAGGGGACCAGCAAAACCAAGAAGGAAAAAGACUGCGACGAGUGGCAUGUACAUGUCCGAAUUGUAAAGAUGGUGCUGGGAGAGGUGCCAAUUUGGGAAAGAAGAAGCAGCAUGUUUGCCAUAUUCCUGGGUGUGGAAAAGUGUAUGGGAAGACCUCACAUCUUCGAGCCCAUCUCAGAUGGCAUUCAGGAGAGCGCCCAUUUGUUUGCACUUGGAUGUUUUGUGGAAAGCGGUUUACACGAAGUGAUGAGUUACAGCGACACAGAAGAACACAUACAGGUGAAAAGAAGUUUGUGUGUCCAGAAUGUUCAAAACGUUUUAUGAGAAGUGAUCAUCUUGCCAAGCAUAUCAAAACUCAUCAGAAUAAAAAAGGGAUUCAUGCAAGCAGUGCAGUGAUGGCUUCAAUGGAAGGAACUCAUGCAGCUGAUGACAGUUUAAUUACACAAGGAGGAACUACACUUAUUCUUGCAAACAUUCAGCAGGGAUCUGUAGCAGGAAUUGGAACUAUAAAUACUUCGAGCACCAGCAAUCAAGAGAUCCUUCCAAAUUCGGACAUACCAUUACAGUUGGUCACGGUUACUGGAAAUGAGACAGUGGAAUAAUUUAAAAAGAAAUUUAAGAAAACUUUGCUAAUUGUUAUUUUUAUAUAUAUAGUAAAAAGGAUUAUCGUCUCUACGUUCUUUAGAUAUCUUUUUAUUGAUGUGCAAAAGACUUUGAAUUGACAGUACUUCGUUCCACAUGACACUGAAAUGCCUUAUUUUGUAUAAUAUUCCAUAGUAUAUUCAAAUGGUAAAGUUGCAUGUGUUUUGUAGGUACAUUCAAAUCUAGGAGUUCAGAAACUUAACACGCUAAUGCAAGAAGGAAAUGAAUUUGGAGACAAGUUCAACACGUUUAAAUGAACGACCUGGAAUAGCUAAGUGUAAAAAUGAGAACUGGGUGGUAUUUAUCUAUUGUAACAUAUGUGAGUCUAUGGUGAGUUCAAUUUACAAUCACAGUAUGAUAAAAUAAAUUUUGUAAUUUUUCAUUGUAAUUCUCCUCUUGACAUAAACUUUUAAUAUGCAUUAACUGACAAAUCAUGUUUUCAGAUGGAAGUUACCUGUACUGAUUUGUCAUAUUGAAGCUAAUUAUUUUAAGUUUAACUGUGUAUAAUAUUUUGUUACCCUAAUAAGAUUUUGAAAAGUACAUUGUAACAUGGAAUUCAAGUAGUAGUCACAUUUUAAUCCUACUCAAAGCCAUGUAUAAGGGUUAUUUUGCCAAAGUACUAUUUUGUUAUUCUUUUCCAUGUAACUGUUGUAUUUGCCCAGUAUUGCUUAGCAGCUGAAUAUAAAAUUUUAUAGGUGGAGGAAACAGGGUAAUUAAAUAUUUUAUGUGAUUCUUUCCCUUUGAAUUACAACUUAAGGACCAAAAUAGUGUGUUUAGGUGGUGUUCCCAAACUGCUUGGCAAAGCAUCUUUUCAAAACGUUUAUUUUUGGGGAAGGCGGCUGCAACAAAAAAACUUAAUUUUGGCCCAUUUGGCUUGAGCAUUAUAACUAGUCUAUUUUUGUCAUGUUAUCGGGGAGGGGGGGGGGGUGAUGUGAUGAUCCAUUGAAUUGCGCAUUGCCCAUUUAAGUACAUUAUCAACAAGUUCAGCUUAACUGGAUUUAUUGUAGCUUUAAGAAACUUCUUUGCUUCUUGUACUUUACUUUUGUUGUCUGUAAGAUUGGGUAGAAUCAUAAUCCUACAGGGAGUAAGAUGCUAAAUCUCAGUAUGGUUCCCAGGGAGGAAAAUAUAUAAAUAUUUAUGGUGACUGUACUCCCAAAAUAGUGCUUCUCUAAGAAAAACAUGGCUUUCUUAUAUUCACUUUCAGAUAGUGUACAUUUGUCCUUUUGUAGUAUUGUUUGCUAUUUUUACUGCCCUGCAAAAUAUGUAAUCAGUAUGUUUUAGCUCUGAUAAAUAUGUAUGUCUUUUUAUUA
Protopterus annectens (West African lungfish) is the source of this 3901-nucleotide messenger RNA. It is a transcript of the gene SP3, whose product is annotated as Sp3 transcription factor. Gene Ontology annotation, molecular function: DNA-binding transcription factor activity, RNA polymerase II-specific; RNA polymerase II cis-regulatory region sequence-specific DNA binding. The transcript is spliced from 5 exons. The record is from RefSeq and is a predicted model, not a curated record. Gene Ontology annotation, biological process: regulation of transcription by RNA polymerase II. The coding region runs from base 1673 to 2551 and encodes 292 amino acids. Lineage: Eukaryota; Metazoa; Chordata; Ceratodontiformes; Protopteridae.